AAUUUGGUUUCUGUCUUCAACAGUCUUGCAGCUUGUUCUUGCUCUUGUCCAAUCGAAAAUAACUUAUUCCCAACAUCCCACUCACUCACUCCACUCUGCUGCACACAUCCAAGAACGAUGUCUGGAAGAACCAGAAGCAACGAAGAACACCUGAAACUCCAGGACGAACUAACCACGCCGACUACGGCCAACUACCAACACCAACAACCCACCACCCACCAAGCAGCACAACCAACCACCGACAGGAACACACUAGGAACCUCAACAUCCUACUCAUCCAUCUCCAGUACUACUCAUCUCCCACCACCAGAAUACUUGACCGGAUCGCAAUGGCAAAUCUCUCACCAACCAAACGAUCUCGCCCAACAACAACAACAACUCGGCACAGACUAUCACCCAAUCCCUCCUCAUCCACUCACCCGGAACCAACGGGUCAGAGCCUCACUCGAAAUCGAAGUCAUACCAUCCACUGCCGCCCCCACCCCUUGUGAACCUCAACACCCCCACCAGGGACUUCACAACUCACCAGACCAGAAGCACCCCGGCCAUCCUGUCAAUCAAGCCGACCCUACCGCUCACGACAGAUCCAAUCAACCCUACCAGUACUACAACGAGCCUCAGGAAUUCAAACCCUAUCCAGCCGAGCUACAUCCAGACCAUCACAGUGAGACAGAUGCAGAGGGUCAAAGUUAUGAUGACUAUGAUUGGGAUAAUGACGAUGACCUCGAGGGCGACGUCCGGUUUGCUGACCUCAACGACGAUAAGGAUGCUGGCCAUCAUCAUCGUCGUCGCACCUUGGCCCGCCGAUUCUCUCCCUACAGUAUCGUCAAAGUUUUAAUCACCACUUUUAUCGGCAACAUCAUAUUGAGCUUGAUGUUCAUCAUCCCACCGCUUGUCCUCAGGUACACCGGUUACUACCAGUCUGGGGACACUCCGUCGGCAGCUACUACUAGAUAUAUCUACGACAAUGUGGCUGCGUGGCUGUUCUGGGGGAGCUACAACAUCCUGGCGAGCUGGGUACUCAACUUCAUGACUGAAUUGAUCCCUAGGGUCAUAGUCUUAUUGGUGGGUAUAGUUUGGGGUGAUGUUAAUGAAACAAUUAAGGGAAGAGUAGAGACCUUUCAUACAGCCAAACCGUGGAUCAAAGUGAUCUUUUACUCUGCGAUGUGUUGGGGUUCCUGGGAAGUGAUCUUCAAUGGAAUUUAUCACCUCUACGCCCUCACGGAAAACGGACAAUAUCGCGCUCCGUACACUGAAACAAUUCACAUCAUUGUUGAAUUAUUAUUCUUUUUUAUGCUUAUACUUUCAUUGGAAAAGUUACUGUUAUUAACCAUUAGUAUGAAUUUCCAUCAAGUGGCCUAUGCGGAUCGAAUCCAGAAAAUCACUCGAACCUUUGCGGUAAUUGAUGCGCUGAAGGAUUACCGACCGAAACGGAAAUCAUUUCCUAUGAUACCCAAUAGCCGUCGACCUUCUGGCGCGAUUUUAACGAUGAAAGGACUUGCGAGUAAAAAAGCGUCCCCAGAGCCGGUAACCAAGAGCAAAUGGUGGUCACGAAAACCUAACCCGACGCAGGAGAUGCAGGACAAGGAGAAAGCUGCGAUUGUAGAUCCUCGCGGGGGCGAUUACGAAGCCCAGAUGCACCAGACCGAACGGUUCAAUGCUGACUAUCACAAGGGAUCGCCCCCACAGGAAAGUAAAGGUCCAGCAAAACUGAUGCGCCGGAAUUCGCAAACAACCUUUGCAACAUUGGCUCAGCGUGGUGCUUCGGCAGCCAAGAUUGCCCGUGCUGCGAUGAAAGACCCAGUGUCGGUGGUCGGCAAGAAGUCUGGAUUGAAGCUGGAUGUCAACAACCCCGCGGAUGCAAGGAAGCUAGCUCGGAAGAUCUACUUCGGCUUCAAGGCGGACUCGACUCGGACCUACUUGAUCCCCUCAGACUUCUAUCCGGCCUUCCCGACCCACGAGCUCGCCAGGGAGGCCUUCUCAAUCUUCGACUCGGAUGGGAACGGAGAUAUCAGUCGGACGGAGGUAAAGAACGAGAUCUUUCGCGCCUACAAGGAGCGUCGUGCGUUGGCGAACUCCUUGCAGGACGUCGGUCAUGCCAUCGGUAGAUUGGAUAGGAUUAUGAUGGCCAUGGCAGGAAUCGUCUUUAUCUUCAUCGCCCUGUCUGUCGUCGGGAUCGACUACUCGAAGGCAUUGACUUCGGUGUACACUGUGGGCAUCGCCGCUGCAUUUAUAUUCAAGGAAACCGCAGGGAACGUGUUUGAUGCGAUCAUCAUGGUUUUUUGUACCCACCCAUACGACACUGGCGAUCGAGUGAUCAUGGAUAACGACGGGGUUGACGAAGUCCUCGUGGUCAAGCGGAUGGGACUCCUGGUGACCGUUUUCCUACGAUGGGAUGGGACCGAGUGGUUUGCGCCGAACUCCUUAUUAGGACAGAAGUUCAUCAUCAACCUCCGUCGAAGUUCGAACCAGUUCGAGAAUGCGACGGUCCAGUUUGGCUGGGAUACGCCCCUGGAGAAGCUGGACGAGCUGGAGGAGAAGAUGAAUCUGUGGCUGCAGACGGACGAGCAGCGUCGAUUUGAGCCGGGCACAGCUUGUGUGAUCCAGUCGCUGGUCAACCAACAGUACAUGGAGGUGACGAUCGGGAUGACGCACAGGGAGAACUGGCAGGACUGGGGUGGUAGAUGGAACCGUCGGACGGCGUUUCAUGCCGCCCUCAAUCACUACUCCCGCGAGCUCGGCAUCAGCUUCUAUAACGCCGAACAACCCGUCCAGUUCAGCAACCUUGAUGCAUUCAAGGACCAGCUCUUUAACCCAUCUUCCUCUAACAACAACAACGACAACGAGGAGGAAGAAGAGGAGGACAACAAUGACGAGGAGUUUGGAGACGACGAACUCGAGCCCGACGAGCGUGCCCAAAACCCUCCGCCUACCAGCUACUUCCCUAACUUCCCCGACAGCUCGCCGGUCCUUAAUAAGAAACAAGCACAGUCGGUCUUCACCUCGGCUACCGAACGCAUGCCCGAGGCGCUUGGGUUCUCGGCCCCGCUUGAAUCCGGCACCGGCAUGCGCAAACGCAAGAAACUCUCAAAGAAGAAAGCUAUGUUGGGCGACGCUUAAAUUCGUCCUUUCGUAUCCCUCGGUCUCGCCGUUUUUCUCGUCUCUCUCCCUUAUUGUCACUCUUUUUAAGCAUCGUCACAUCAUCGCUUUGCCCCCCCCCCCCCCCCCCCUUGGGGGUGUGUAAGUGUGUCGGAGUGUGUAGACAUGUUCGUCUAUUUUCCAUUCAAGAAUGCGUUUCGUUCUUAAUUAUCUCCCCAUAAAAUCGACACAUUCUUAACUCUUACAUCCUUGUAUAGACAUAUUUUCUUUUCUUUGAUAUUAGAGAAGCCAUUUUUGUUCUUUUCCGUCGCUCGGAUCGGUCGGGAUUAUUAUGAUGGACCUUGUUAAUCUACGUAUUCAUAGAUUUCUUUUUUUUUCUCUAUUUGUUUGUCUUGAGCAUCAAGUCGUUGACUACAUAGCUUUCUUUCUUUCUUUGUUCCUCGUUUUUCUUUCUUUUUUUUUUCGUGGUGGUGCAUAGCUUGUUUAUUCCAAGAUGUUUCUUUCUUUUUUUAUUAUUCUUCGUUGUACACAUAUCACUGGAUUGGAGUUGGAAUGGAUAAUCUAUGGAACUCAUAUACAUCAGAUCUUGACCAAAUAUGAAGGAUUCCUUCUCGUUGAACAGAUGAGUUUGGCUCCCCAGUUUGACUCAUAUGUAUGAUUUAUUACCAAG
Puccinia graminis f. sp. tritici CRL 75-36-700-3 is the source of this 3769-nucleotide messenger RNA. RefSeq lists its product as uncharacterized. Gene Ontology annotation, biological process: intracellular calcium ion homeostasis; calcium ion transmembrane transport. Gene Ontology annotation, cellular component: membrane. The record is from RefSeq and is a predicted model, not a curated record. Gene Ontology annotation, molecular function: calcium ion binding; calcium channel activity. The transcript has 7 exons. NCBI's taxonomy places the organism in Eukaryota, Fungi, Basidiomycota, Pucciniomycetes, Pucciniales, Pucciniaceae. The coding region runs from base 118 to 3120 and encodes 1000 amino acids.